Molecule: messenger RNA, 2048 nt
Organism: Cololabis saira (Pacific saury)
Lineage: Eukaryota; Metazoa; Chordata; Actinopteri; Beloniformes; Belonidae
Gene: bco1
Product: beta-carotene oxygenase 1
Exons: 11
Coding region: 88-1650 (520 amino acids)
Biological process (GO): carotene catabolic process; retinal metabolic process
Molecular function (GO): carotenoid dioxygenase activity; beta-carotene 15,15'-dioxygenase activity
Source: RefSeq, a predicted model, not a curated record
UGACAGGGCUUUAAAGGGAGUGGUUGUCUCCAGCUGCUGCACUCUCUCCCACACCGCUGCCUGUUGUGUGUCAGUCCCAGCAGCAGCAUGUCCAUAGACUUCUCCAGAAACGCCACGGAGAGGCCAGAGCCUCACAAGGCAGACGUCAAAGGGUGCAUCCCCAGCUGGCUGCAGGGCAUGCUGCUGCGCAAUGGCCCCGGCAUCUUCUCAGUGGGGGGCACCAGCUACGACCACUGGUUCGACGGGAUGUCCAUCAUGAACAGCUUCUCUUUCAAAGAUGGUGAAAUGACCCACAGAAGCAGAUUCCUCAGAAGUGACACUUACAACUCCAACAUGACUGCAAACAGAAUAGUUGUGUCUGAAAUGGGAACAAUGGCUUAUCCAGACCCGAGCAAGAACUUCAUCUUCAAGGCGAUUACUUUUCUCAACCACACUGUGCCAGACUUCACUGACAAUGGUGCAAGCAGUUUCAUUAGAUAUGGAAACGGCUACUAUGCCACCUCUGAAACCAACUACAUCCGCAAGAUUGAUCCCGUAACCCUGGAAACUCAAGACAAGUUGGACUACAUGAAAUACCUGCCGAUAAACUUGGCUUCGUCGCAUGCACAUUAUGACGGGGAGGGAAACACCUACAACAUCGGCACUUCAAUAGCAGAGAAGGGCAAGACCAAAUACAUGCUGUUCAAAGUCCCUCCGGCUUCAGAUAAAGACAAGGGCAAGACUGCGCUGAAGAACGUGGAGGUGAUCUGCUCCAUUCCCUGCCGCUCUCUCCUCACGCCCAGCUACUACCACAGCUUCGGCAUUACGGACAACUACAUCGUCUUCAUGGAGCAGCCCUUCAAGCUGGACAUCCUGAAGAUGGCCACCGCCUACAUGAGGGGAGUGAACUGGGCUAGCUGCAUGAAGUUCUCCCCUGAUGAUAACACUCUGAUCCAUCUGAUUGACCGAAAAACGGGCAAAGAGGUUGAGACAAAGUACUUCACCGGCCCGAUGGUUGUCUAUCAUCACGUGAAUGCUUUUGAGGAUGAAGGUCAUGUGGUGUUCGACGUCAUCGCCUACAAUGACAGCAGCAUGUAUGACAUGUUCUACCUAAGCAAGCUCAAGGAAGAUCUCAGCUUCCAAGGCAAUGGCUACUCCAAACCAAGUUACAGAAGAUUUGCACUUCCUACCCAGCCUGACAAGAGCGUUGCAGCUGGAAAGGACCUGGUGAACCUGACGUACACUAAAGCCAGUGCUGUGAAGGAGAAAGAAGGCAAAGUCAUCUGCAAGGCAGAGGUGCUCUGUGAAGGUUUUGAGUUACCCCGAAUGAAUUAUGACUUCAAUGGCAAGAAGUAUCGGUUCUGCUAUGGGAACAUCGUGGAGGAAUCUGCACUGUCGAAACAGGUUGCAAAGUUUGACACGGAGACGAAGAAAAUGGUUUACUGGAGUGAAGACAACUGCUGGCCAUCGGAGCCCGUGUUCGUCCCCAGACCUAACGGGGAGUCAGAGGAUGACGGAGUGGUCCUGGUAUCCGUUAUCAGCUCCAGCCCGGGCCAGUCUGGUUUCCUCCUGAUCCUGGAUGGCAGAACAUUAAAGGAAGUAGCUCGAGCAUACGUGAAUGCUCAACUCAACAAGGACAUGCAUGGAGUUUUCAUCCCUCAGCGGAAUUAAACAACUGUUUAUACGUUCGGAAACUGCAUCUGGAAAAAAUAAGAAAAACCCUUAAACAAUGUACUUAUGUAGCAUUACAGUGUAUGUUUUCUAUGAUCUGUUCUCCAUCUCCAGGGCAGCCACUCCCACCAGUCAGGGUUUCCCAGCCACUGCAUUUACCAUUUGCACACUCCUACGAAGCCUUCUGAGUAUUUAUACCCCAGAUGUGGCUUCUUUUCCCAGUUUGCACCUUGCUUGUUUUCAUGUUUGUGUUUGCUCAUUUUGUAUAAACAUGCAUGGCCUUUUCCUCCCCCUUCCUUUUAGUAUAUGAAGUAUCGUUCAUGCUUUUAUCAUCUUGUUUGUCCCUUUUGGAUUCUCCAGUGAUAUGUAAAAUAAUAAAUCAAAACAAUUUUUCAUAA